Molecule: messenger RNA, 1338 nt
Organism: Penicillium macrosclerotiorum
Lineage: Eukaryota; Fungi; Ascomycota; Eurotiomycetes; Eurotiales; Aspergillaceae
Product: zinc finger protein
Exons: 1
Coding region: 1-1338 (445 amino acids)
Source: RefSeq, a predicted model, not a curated record
AUGGAGCACCCACGUCGUUCUGCCCAAAUGGAGAACUCGCCGGUCUCGCUCGGCUCUUCUUUGCGUGCUGAUAUCAACCUAACCAACCAACUUUCUGCACUUCUGGACCGGGCACAUGAUGACGCUGUAAUCCGACAACUGAGUCUAGAUGACUCUUUAUCCGCAGAACAUAUUCUUCUCAGAGUUCUCACUCCAGACUCAGGUACAAGUACAACCUCUUCCUUCGCGCAUUUCCAGCAAAGUCAACAAGCUCUCACUUCAGUUGGCUAUCGUGUGAUCGGAUUCGGGCAGUGCGGUCUUGUUCUUGAGCGACCUGGACAAAAGUACGUGCUGAAAAUUGCCAAACCAUCAUAUGAAGACACUUUGUGGGAUGACUUUGAGGCGCAUUUCAAUGUGCGACGAGCUUUUGACCUGGAGCAGAACAAAAACAUCGAAUGUCGUGUUCCCCAACUCUUCUCUUACGUUUCAAAGGACAACCAAAAGUGGUGGCAGGAGAAUAUUCCUUUUUUCCCAGCUGUUCAUGAAUCAGUCCCGCUUCCAGCCAUGGCUUUGGUCAGUCAGCGAAUUCUCCCAUUACCAAAAGUUGGACGGCAAGCUCUGAUCGAUAAAUACUGUCCAGAGCCAUCUCGUGCCCUUGCGGCCUUGAAUGACAAGAACCGUGAUUGUCUAGCUCGUGUUUACUUGGGCCGGCGCCGCCUCCUCGAUACCCUGUCUGCAAACUUCACAUUACGCAACUUCAACCUCCAUCUAGACCAAAUGGUCGAGCUGAAACUUCCCGUCAAAUACUUUGCGAGUGCAAUGGGUGAAGCUCUGGCAGUUAUUCAUUGGUCCGCGCAUGUGGAUGGGUAUGAUAUUGAAUUUGUCCUAGGAAGUGAAGGCGACACUACCUACUCACACGGUCUUUCCGUUUCGAUCAGACCUGAGUUCACUCCACAGCGCUUAGCCACCAUGCAGCGACACACCGAUAUCGAGUCCCUGAUGACAGUCAACUUCAAGCGGCGAACAAUACGUUUAUGGGUACUGGACUUUAAUCUAUGUCAUAUCUGGGAUGAGAUGGCUGCCUUGAACAAUCCCGAGGGGCUUUUCUCGCAUCUUGUCACGUCCUUUUUCGAAAAUGAUCCGUAUUAUCCUCUGCCGCUUAUGGAACACGAUUUAGACCAGGAGCUAUGGGAGAUAUUUAGGGCAAAGUACCUUGAAAAAGCGGGGCUGAUUUUGCACGAAAGCAAUGCUGAUUCCCGACUGGCUAACCUCCCCCCGAAGUUCAUCGAUGGUUGUGUUCUGAGAGAGAGAGAGAAUCUACUACAGGGUUGUGGCCAUGGUUAUCGUCAAACAAAGUAG